CCUCAGUGAUGUUGAUAAAUUUGAUUUAUUGCUGUGUAUUUGUGUAUUCACGUCAAACAGCAGCAUAGAAUAAUUAAAAUAAAUUUUAGAAAUACUAUUACAGAAGUAUGGAGUGUGUAGGUAGUGAAAAUAAUACCAUGGACAAUAAAGUUCUAAGUGCUACAGACGAAAACUGUACCAAAGAAGAAAGUGAUACGUUAACAAAACCUUUGGAGUGUAAAAGUCCGAUAACUGAUUUAAAAGAAGAAACAUCUAAUUCUAACCUGCCUAAUAAUUCUCAAGAUAUCAUUGAAGUGAAAGUAAUUUACAAUAAAAAAAAGUAUGACGUUAGUGCUGCAUCUAAUUUAACUAUCUCAGACUUUAAAAAACAAUUACAGGGUUUACUAGGAGUACCAGAUUCAAUGCAAAAACUAAUGUAUAAAGGACUGCUCCAGGAUAAUCAAACUAUUGCUAGUUCAGGUAUUACAAAAGGUUCUAAAAUAAUGUUAGUAGGAUCAACAUUAAAUGAUGUUUUAGCUGUUUCUUCUGUUAGUAAAGAGGAUGUCGUUGAAAUGGAAAAAGCAGCCUCUACCAAGGAGCCUUUAUGUAAACAAAAAAUUCAUAGGAAAGUUUUAGACAAGGGUAUACCUGAGGAUGUUAUGCCAGGAAUAAAAAAUCUGAAGGAGGGGUUACCACCUGUGCCAUUAUCUGGCAUGUUGAAUAAACAUGGUGGAAAAGUGAGACUGACUUUUAAAUUAGAAAGCGAUCAGUUAUGGUUGAGUACUAAAGAACGCACCGAAAAAUUGCCUAUGGGUUCCAUAAAAAGUGUUGUAUCGGAACCCAUCGAAAAUCAUGAAGAGUAUCAUGUAAUGGGUCUCCAAUUAGGUCCUACUGAAGCUUCACGCUAUUGGAUAUACUGGGUUCCCGCCCAGUAUGUAGACGCAAUUAAAGAUGCCGUGUUGGGGAAAUGGCAGUAUUUUUGAUUUCUACCGAAAUACUUUGGGACUGCAAAUGCCAUUAAAACAAAUCAGUUCAAAAACUAUUGCAUGUUUAAAGGUAUUCAUGCAUAUUACUUGAAGGAAUGACACUGUUUUCCUUUUCAAUAAAAAUUUAGUAGUUUUAUAAUUUUAUACAUUUAUAGGUUUUGCUUUUGUGAUAAUGAAUCUUCAAAGUGAAUUAUAAUUUGAAUUAAGUUGUGAUUAUUUAUAAUUGUGUGUUGUAAGAUAUUAAAAAUUCUUAAAUGGC
Molecule: messenger RNA, 1224 nt
Organism: Anoplophora glabripennis (Asian longhorned beetle)
Lineage: Eukaryota; Metazoa; Arthropoda; Insecta; Coleoptera; Cerambycidae
Product: ubiquitin domain-containing protein UBFD1-like
Exons: 6
Coding region: 108-962 (284 amino acids)
Molecular function (GO): cadherin binding; RNA binding
Source: RefSeq, a predicted model, not a curated record